Lethenteron reissneri (Far Eastern brook lamprey) is the source of this 6360-nucleotide messenger RNA. RefSeq names its product transcription factor CP2-like. Gene Ontology annotation, biological process: regulation of transcription by RNA polymerase II. The record is from RefSeq and is a predicted model, not a curated record. Gene Ontology annotation, cellular component: nucleus. Lineage: Eukaryota; Metazoa; Chordata; Hyperoartia; Petromyzontiformes; Petromyzontidae. Gene Ontology annotation, molecular function: RNA polymerase II cis-regulatory region sequence-specific DNA binding; DNA-binding transcription activator activity, RNA polymerase II-specific.
GAACGAGCACCGAUGCGGUGCUCUUGAGCCAGUGGUGGAAACUCGACGUUCCUAUGGCGGGGGCGGUAGGAGGGGGGGGGUCCGCGGCGAGUCUAGCCGAAGGACAACCACCGCUGACUCGCCGACGUGUCGAUGCUCGUUGUGUUGACUCCGGAGGGAGAGAGAUGAUGGUGCCGAGUCUAGCCCCUUUCCACCUCCCCCGACCAGGAUUUGAACUCGCAAUCUUCGGAAUUGCGGAGUUGGUCGUCCUUCGGAUGCACUUGCACCCGCCGCAGGAAUGUGGAAACUCCAACGGGAGAUCGGCGCCGUCCCGCUGUUCGUUUGAGCAGGAAACUACGCCGACGCUUGACGGGCCAUCGCAAUUGCGACUCGCGCCGAUGUUUGAACACGCUUCUGUCCGCGUCCGGAGCGCUGACGCCACCGUCAUACCCUUGUGUGUGUGUGCGCGCACGUGUGUCCGUGUGUUGGCAGGUCAGUCGUACGAGUUGAGAAUGCUGGAUAACAGGAAGAUGGGAGAACUCCCAGAGAUCAACGGCAAAUAUGUCAAGAGCAUCGUGCGCGUCGUGUUUCACGACCGCCGUCUGCAGUACACGGAGCACCAGCAGCUGGAGAGCUGGAAGUGGAAUCGUCCAGGAGAUCGCAUCCUCGAUAUCGACAUGCCAAUGUCCGUGGGCAUCGUGGACCCGAGGGCCAACCCGACGCUUCUCAACACCGUGGAGUUUCUGUGGGACCCUGCCAAGCGCUCGUCCGUCUUCAUCCAGGUGAACUGCAUCAGCACGGAGUUCACGCCCCGGAAGCACGGGGGCGAGAAGGGAGUGCCGUUCCGCGUUCAGAUCGACACGUUCAAGCAGAACGACGGCGGGGAGUACACGGAGCACCUGCACUCGGCCAGCUGCCAAGUCAAGGUCUUCAAGCCGAAAGGUGCGGAUAGGAAACAAAAGACGGACCGCGAUAAGAUGGAGAAACGGACGCCGCUGGAGAAGGAGAAAUACCAGCUGUCCUACGACACCACCAUCCUCACCGAGAUGAAACGGGCCAGCACUAAUGGUGGAGACGCGCAUGAGAAUGAGCUGAAAAAAUCGACUAAGAGGACUAUGCUAGUCGAAGUCGGGGAUUAUCAUGCAAAGAGAGGCAGUUCUUGCUCGCCGUGGCCAGACACGACGUACCUCGACAACAGCCCCACCACUACCACGACGACCACCACGACGGUGGCCGCCACCAGCAGCUUCCAGCCGGCCACCUCCUCCGCCGCAGCCACCACCUUCGUCGUCAACGACAGUGACUGCUCAUCGCCAAACCAUCAGAACGACGUGUCCAAUAACGCCAUCCUCGAGAGCUUGACAGUAGACGCCCUCUUAACGACGCAGCAGAAGCUGUCACCCACGGCCACCAUCCAAGAGAUGCAGCAGUGGCUGCACCAACACCGUUUCUCCAGUUUCAGUCGCCUCUUCUCCAACUUCACAGGGGCGGACCUCCUCAAGCUGUCUCGAGAUGACCUGGUCCAGAUCUGCGGGGCGGCCGAUGGCAUUAGGCUCUACAACGCCGUCAAGGCCAGGUCUGUGCGCCCGCGCCUCACCAUGUACGUGUGCCAGGAGACGCAGCCUUCCAAGAAGGCCGCAGCGCAGACGCAGCCUUCGCAGGCCGUCACGGAAAACGGAGGCCCCCCGCACAGCGCCAUCUACGUCUACCACGCGGUGUUCCUGGAGGAGCUGACGGCCGCGGAGCUUCAGGAGAAACUCGCCACCCUCUUCAACAUCUCCCCGCGCCUGAUCCAGCACAUCUACCGGCAGGGCCCCACCGGCAUCCACGUGCUCAUCAGCGACCAGAUGGUGCAAAAUAUCCCGGACGAGACGUGCUUUAUCCUCGACACUCUGAAAGCGGAGAAUACGGAGGGAUACCACAUCAUCUUAAAAUGAGUCCGCGACCGCAAUCUCGUCCAGGAACAACUUGUGCAAGUCAUCUCUCCGUCGUCGUUACUGUAAACUGUUUUUAUAUUACCUGGUAAGGCCAACUAAGCUGUAUAUAGCUCCUUUGCAGAAGCGACCCGGCAAACAAACGAUCGCUUCAACUGAGUGGUCAUCACGUGGAAGCAGAUAGCAGCCAAGCACUCUAAACGCGUGAUGCGGAUUCUAAAUGUGGAGGGGGAAAACCCGGGGGACCCGAAGAAAAAUCCACGCGACCACGGGGAGAGCGAGAGAGAAGACAUUACGUGCUCCGAAUAUACAGCAGGCGUCAGGGUCGGGAUCGAACCCACGACCUCCUGUAUACCAGGCGAGGCAGUUAACAUCUCUGAGCCACCGUGAUGAUGAUGAUGAGAGAGAGACACCGCAAACUACAAGUAUACAGCAGGCGUCAGGGUCGGGAUUGAACCCACGACCUCCUGUAUACCAGGCGAGGUAGUUAACAUCUCCUAGCCACCGUGAUGAUGAUGAGAGAGAGACACGCAAACUCCAAGUAUACAGCAGGCAUCAGGGUCGGGAUCGAACCCACGGCCUCCUGUGGACCAGGCGAGGUAGUGAACAUCUCUUAGCCACCAUGAUGAUGAUGAGAGAGACACGCAAACUCCAAAUAUACAGCAGCAGGCAUCAGAGUCGGGAUCGAACCCACGGCCUCCUGUAGACCAGGCGAGGCGGUUAACAUCUCCUAGCCACCACUCAAGUGCCGCUGAACACACACACACAGGAGACCUGUGUCGGCGGAAAGCGUUUAGCGAUUAGCACCAAGCACCCACCGGAUUGUCAACGUGCCGGAAGCGAGCGGAGGGAGGAGAUUUUGGGGGGUGUGGGGGGGGGCUGCUUCGUGCCGACGCGUCUGCAGCGAGCUCGGCAACGACUCUCGCCAAUCGCGGCCAACCCACUUUGCGUUGGCGUCUCGUGCGUGCUCGCCCUCGCCGGAGUUAACAGCAGCAAAAAGAUGAAGGUGCAGCGCCGCCAAUUUGCCGGCCCGCGCCACUGCUGCCGGAUGAAAGGAGCUCUUAACUGCGGUGAAUCCAUUCAACGCUUCCGGGUGGACAGAGGCUGCUGGGUGGGAGGGCGGGGAGGGUGUGGGAUUUUCUAAACCUUUACCCCCCACGCUGUUUCAACUUUGGAACCGGUGAGCUCCGUCGGAAUUUGCUAAAACCGUGAGCCUACGGCGAAGGCAUCGUCCGCCCGUGGCUGCGUUGCCAGACUCUGCCUGCUCUCCAGUGGUGAAACCCCCCAUCCUGUCGACUUGAUUCUUGCUGCCGUUGAACAGUGCCGACAGCGCUUGUGUGCGUGCCAUUAUUGCAUUCGAGAAAGCAAAAAAACAAACGCAAGCCGGGUUUAAUAAAAAAUAAUAAAUCCGCACCUCCGAUUGGCACGGUUGGCUACGUACGGUAGGCGAAAGGAGUUCAACGUUAAUGCACAAACAAGCCGUCUAAAAACAACGUCCGGCAAUAACAACGAAUUGCCUUAAAACGAGACGGAAUAUCAUCGGUUGACGGAGUCCGGGGGAGUUCGCCGUUCUUCAGAGCGCAUCAAGAAGGGGCCGCCGAGAUUUUUUUAUUUUUUUUGUCAACCCCCCCCUCACUCCCGGGGCAAACCCUGGCGCGGAGCCCCGGAGGUGGAUUAUGGAGCCGGACUGAAGACCGGCUUGCACUAUUUUGGGCUCCGGAUGCCCCGCCCGCCCGCGCUCCGUGCCAGGACGCGGCGCGCGCGCCAACAAAGGGAGCGAGUGUGCCCCCCCCGGACGCAAAGCAUGGCGAGUGACGCGCGGUGGUAAGACGCGGACCGAACCCUGGAUUUUCACCAACGUGGAAUGUACAAAAUAAUUGUAGACCUUACGGAGCAGCGCGUGCGCUACGCUGCUGUGCGCAGUAUGCUUCCCGCGGUACGGUGCCGUGUUUGUUAUUGCAGCGUAGCCGGGACGGGUUCAUGGUGGUCGUAUUUUGUGUGCGAUCCGCUCCGUGCGUUGUAUCUCACCGUGGCGCCCCGGUCUGCGUGUACACACGAACGCAUGUUUUCGUUGAUGAUGCCGGGGAUAGUUCAGGACGUGUGGUGCCGCUGGUGUAAUACGGCAAACCCGGCCCAGUUAUUGCCGUGAGGUUGAAAUACAGCUGCCCGUUUGCAUCGCGUACUAUUAUUUACACUGUAUUUAACAGUUUAUACAGCUCCUGAUGCUAUUUUCAUCAAAUCACUCGCCCGUCCUGGAGGACGCAGUUCGUUGGGUCGCGCAGGACUAAGCUGGCUCUGCACCGACGAUUGUCCGACUUGUUACAUCGCCGUCGUACGACUAACGUCGAAGAUUCACGACGAGUUUUAUUUUUAUUUUCUACGGCCGUCGGGUCAUCCGUGCACAUAUAACGUGCGUUGCAAAGCCCUCCUCCACCCGACGCGCGGCACUCCUGACAUUUUUAAAACGGCAGUGAGAUCGCUCUCCGAUGGUGGCGGUGCUGCUGCUGCUCCUGCUGCUGUUGUUGCUGCUGCUGUUGCUGCUGCUCCUGCUGCUGUUGUUGCUGCUCCUGCUGCUGCUGUUGUUGCUGCUCCUGCUGCUGUUGUUGCUGCUCCUGCUGCUGUUGUUGCUGCUCCUGUUGCUGUUGUUGCUGCUGCUGUUGCUGCUGUUGCUGCUGCUGUUGCUGCUGCUGUUGUUGAUGCUGCUAUUGCUGCUGCUGUUGCUGCUGCUGCUCCUGCUGCUGCUGUUGCUGCUGCUGCUCCUGCUGCUGCUGCUCCUGCUGCUGUUGUUGCUGCUGCUGUUGUUGCUGCUCCUGUUGUUGCUGCUGCUGUUGCUGCUGCUGCUGUUGCUGCUGCUGUUGCUGCUGCUGCUCCUGCUGCUGCUGUUGUUGCUGCUCCUGCUGCUGCUGUUGUUGCUGCUGCUGUUGCUGCUGCUCCUGCUGUUGCUGCUGCUGUUGCUGCUCCUGCUGUUGCUGCUGCUGCUCCUGCUGUUGCUACUGCUGUUGCUGCUGUUUUUCCUGCUGCUGUUGCUGCUGCUGUUGCUCCUGUUGCUGCUCCUGCUGUUGCUCUUGCUGCUCCUGCUGCUGCUGUUGCUGUUGCUGCUGCUGCUGUGUCAAUGAAACUGGCCACGUUGGCGACUCCGCGUUCAUCUCGUUGCAUCCGCGGUACCCGCGUGGGCUGGAGGAGAGGUCGCGCGACACGUUUUUAUUGUCAACCCGACCGACCGCAGCGCGGGGUGGCGGCAGCUGGCGCAAGACGUCACGUGCCACGUUCAACUGAUUCUUUUUCAGUUUUUUAGGGGGUACGGAUCACCCCCCACCCCCGCGCGCCCCCAGGCGAUUUGAACGUCGCCGAUGUCCUGCUGGGUCUGUGUAAAUAGCUCCGGCCGCGUUGCCCCGUCAUCAUCGUUCACCCCAUGGAUGGUUCCGCACUAAUUUGUCGCGGAUACAUCUGUUGUUCUGCUGUGUUGGCCCUGGCUCUGCCUGCUGGUCUAUUUACCCCCCCCCCCCCACACACACACAGUGCCGGAUGAAGCUAAGUGCGGGGGGCCUGUAGCAUAUGAUGCUAUAAAGGGGCCCUAAAUUUAAAUAACACAAAUAUUAAAACACGUAAAUAUUAAAACACGAAUGUUAAACUUGCAUAGUAAAGUAAUUGUAUUUUUUCAUUUGCUAUACAGCCGGAUAAUACGGCAAAUCGCUAACCUUAAACACCCAGUCGUUCAUAAAAGUUGAAGGCGGUAUAGUACUAUAGUAAUAGAGCAAGUGCAGAAUCACUGAUCCGGAAUUGAUAGAUUUCGAUUUAAAGCUUUCGUGACUGCAGGGAUUCAUCUUCUUUGUUCUUUCGGUAAAGUCACGUAGAAGGGAAAUAAUAAAAUAAUAAAAAUAAAACAUUAUUUAAUUCUUACGACGUUUCGGCCACAACGCAAGCAGCUGUCAGGUGAAGAACAGGUAUAUUUAAGCUGCCAAGCAUGGUGGCGUUCAUUCAGACGCUGUCUUUCCGACAGACCUGUUCUUCACCUGAGGACGGCUGCUUGCGUUGUGGCCGAAACGUCGUGAGAAUUAUUUUAUAAUGUUUUAUUAUUUUAUUAUUUCCCUUCUACGUGACUUUACCGAAAGAACCAAGAAGAUGGAAUUGAUAGCUUGAAAGUGCGGGGCCCGUAGCUACUGAUGUAGUGACUUGAGCUCCUAGGAGAAUUCGGCACUGACCACACCUUACCGUCACCCCGGCCCCACCAGCCCCUUCAGCCCCUCCAGCCCCUCCAGUCCCACCAGCCUCUCCAGCCCCUCCAGCCCCUCCAGCCCCACCAGCCCCACCAGCCCCACCAGCCCCUCCAGCCCCACCAGCCCCUCCAGCCCCACCAGCCCCUCCAGCCCCAACAACCCCUCCAGCCCCACCAGCCCCACCAGCCCCUCCAGCCCCUCCAGCCCCACCAGCCCCUCCAGCCCCUCCA